This is a messenger RNA of Malania oleifera, 788 nucleotides long. RefSeq names its product 3-hydroxyisobutyryl-CoA hydrolase 1-like. The record is from RefSeq and is a predicted model, not a curated record. Gene Ontology annotation, biological process: L-valine catabolic process. Gene Ontology annotation, molecular function: 3-hydroxyisobutyryl-CoA hydrolase activity. The coding region runs from base 39 to 491 and encodes 150 amino acids. The transcript has 4 exons. NCBI's taxonomy places the organism in Eukaryota, Viridiplantae, Streptophyta, Magnoliopsida, Santalales, Ximeniaceae.
GAUGAAGGAAGCAGGGGAAUAUUCCCGAGUGCUUUACUAUGUUUUUCUCUUUUUUGGGUGAAAAACUUAUUAGGCUGUUUGAACAAAAAAAGCCAGUAAAGGUGACUUUUCAGCGGAGCCUACUCGGUGAGCAUCUCGCUUCGGCGCCGACAAAUGGGAACAAGACGCAUGAUUCCGACGUCAGCAAGACGAAAUUCGACACGAACAUGGUCAUCAUCCUCGUCGCUAGUGAAGACGAGGAGGGAGGGAACCUAUUUCUGCAACUCCAUCCACUUGAUCCGGCCAGAGCGAUGUUUCCAGUGGUUCUGGUUGAAGAAAACAGGUCUGCAAGAACGUAUACAUUAAACAGACCUAGGCAGUUGAAUGCCCUUUCCUAUCAGAUGGUUGCUUGGCUGUUGAAGCUUUUCCUCCACUGUGAGAAAGAAAGUAAUGCCAAGCUGGUAAUAUUGAAGGGAAGAGUGGGUGGCGGUGGGAAUGCUUUUGUUGUUUAAGUAUAGGGGCCUCGGCAAAAAUAGGGCGCUUUGGAGUGCGACAGUUUUCGCCAUUCUUUGGACCUUGUGAGAGAAAUGAUAGAAUUUUUCAGCAUGGUUUUUAUAGGACAAUGAUCUUCCUUGCUUCCAUUUGUGUGUAUUAUCAUUUUUGUAAUUUAAAUACCUAUAUAUAUAUAUAUAUGUUUUUGUUUUUUUUUUUUUUCUGUUUUUUGUAUCGUUAAAAAGGACUCCUUGUCCUCCAAGACUUGUACUCUGUUUUUUGAGUUCUAAUAAAUGUGUUCUCUUAUCCAAAAAAAA